AACCCUAUUUAAGCUACCCAGAAGGCAAAUGAUUCUCAUCACAAGAAAGGCUUCAUUUCCCUCUUUGUUUCUCCUUCGAACCCUUUCUCAUAAGAGAGAAAGGUUUCCUUCUUUUUUGGAGUUAAGUUUUGGAGAUUUGAUUAGACAUGGGUGCCUGCGCUAGUGUGCCAAAGGCAAUGAGGGAUGAGGCCUCUGCCCCACUUCCUGAACCAGCCAAGGAGGAGUCUGUUCAGGCUGAGCACACCCCUGAGGAAGUGAUGGUCGAAAAAGAGGACAAUGAAGCUGAUGAAAGCAAACAACAGUCUCUUAGUUCUUUGCUUGACGAGCCUGAAAAGACUGAGGCAGACAAGGAACCAACCGAAGCCCAGCAGCCCCAGGUAGAAGUUCCCGCAGAGCCAAAGCCAGAGGAAUCAAAACAAGAAGAAACAAAGGUAGAGGCCCAAAAGGAAGAACCAGAGGCUGAACCAAAGAAAGAAGAACAAAAGGAAGAGGCUAAGGAGGAAGAACCCAAGGUAGAGCCAAAGAAAGAAGAACCAAAAACUGAGGCACCAGCUGCCCCAGCGGAGGCCGAGGAAAAGAAGGAAAAGAAGACAGAAGCAAAGGAAUCUCAGUAACAACAUUGCAGUACCGAGAGGAAUUCUUGUUAAAUUCAUUCUAUGGGGAAAUGAGCUCUGUUUGUGAGCUUAAUUGUGCAAUUCUACUAACUAUUAUUGUAGGAUGAUGUUUUGUUUCUAUAGGGAGUGCCCUGUUCGAUCUUAACUGCAUAUGUAAUUCAACCAGGGGCUUCCACACUUGGUUUUGGUCUCUCUUUUUCUUUGAUUAAGUUGUUCUUAUUCUCAAUAAAUUAAUGUCGUUGAAAGA
Molecule: messenger RNA, 861 nt
Organism: Theobroma cacao (cacao)
Lineage: Eukaryota; Viridiplantae; Streptophyta; Magnoliopsida; Malvales; Malvaceae
Source: RefSeq, a predicted model, not a curated record